AUGGUCACCAAAGAAAAACUGAAGGCGCAUGAGGAGCUUGAAGUCAAGGUCUCUGAACUUGAUACCGAGGUCAACGGCUUGCGUUCGGAGCUGGAGAAGAAGGAUGCAGAGCUGGAUGCGGCGCGGAGAGAGUGUACUGAGAAGGACCAUGAGCUGACCCGCAAGUUGGAUGCUGCCCAGAGAGAACGGGCUCAGACCAGCGAAAACGAAAGAAAGUGGGAGCAGAAGUACCAUGAGCAGCUGGAGUUCCACGCCUCGGAUCUCACGAAGCUGACGGAGCUGCAGAAACAGCUCUCUGAGGCGGAGCAAGAACUCCAGACCUCGCGAAGACAACGUGUGCUGCAGGAGUCCAAGAUGAGGCGUUCACAGGAGGAACUGGAGAUCUUCAAAGGAAGGUUGACGGAGCUGAACCAACAAGUGAAGACAUUGGGGGAUGAGAACAGCGAAUACAAGUCGCAGCUCUUAGCUUUGCCGGAAGCCGAAGCAUUGCAGACCUUGUCAGCGCAGCUGCGUGCUGCGCGGCAGAAGUUGGAACAGCAACAAGGGCAGUUGGAACAGUUGGAGGGCGACAAGGAAAGGCUUGAAGAGGAGGCGCAUGGAGCCCAUUUGAAGGCCAAGCACCUACAGGAGAAGCUCACGGCCGAGCAGCGCGAGAUCUUGCGGCUGCAGCGCAGCACCCGCGUGGAGCAGAAGGCCCUGGCGAAGCUGACGCAGAUGGACGAAUUGGAGGCGGAGCGACGUCGGCUGAAUGCGAUGAACCGCUCUCUGCAGGAGCGUUUGGACAGCAACCGCGAGGUGCAACUCCACAGAGAAGCACAGAAAGAGUGGCAGGCGCAGAGGACGGAGCUCAGCGAAAAGAUCAGCAAACUCCAGGAGACCUUGAAGACGAAGGAGGCGGAGUUGAGCGGCGAGCAGACACGGAGCCAGUCCCUCAAGGCCCAAGUGGAAGAGGCCCAGAAGAGCCUCUCAGAGGCGCAACGCAAAGUGGAAGACAUUGCGAAGGAGAAGACCGAACUUCAGGGCCAUGUGAAAGCCAAAGUGAGCGAGCUAGAAGAGAAGGCGAAGAUGGUGAAGCAGUUGGAGAAUGUCAAGACGUUGCACCUGAAGAAACUGGCUGAGAAGGAGAGCAACAUCGCCAGCAUCACUGCGCAACAGAGCGAUCUCAAUGCGAAGAUCAGCAAGUUGGAGGAUACGGUGAAGGAAAAGGAGACCCAAAUUUCGCGGCACCAGACAGAAACUGAUGGUUUGAAGGCCAAGACACAAGAAGCCCAGAAGACCUUGGCGGAUGAACAGGCAAAGCUACAAGCCACAAUCGAGGAGAAGACACAGAUCCAGAGUGAGUUGAAGAACAAGGAUGCGGAGAUGCAGCAACAGGCCAAAGAAAGCAAAGCUUGGGUCAGCUUGAAGCCGAUGUACUUGAAACGAAUUGAAGCACAAACCAAAAGCUUGGAGGACAACAAGGUUCAAAUUCAAAAGCUCAAGGAUGAGAACGAGAAAUUGAAAUCUGACACCGGCAGCUCUGUAGAAGCAACAAAAAUGAAAGAAGAGAACACGCAGCUCAAGGGAAAAGUGGAGGAAAGUCAGAAGUUGGUGGCAGAUGCCAAUAGCAAAGUUCAGCAACUGGAAAAGGUGAAGGCUCAGUUGCAGGGCGAACUGAAAACCAAAGAUGAGCAACUGCAGAAGCAGGUGGGUGAAGUUCGAGUGAUGGAAGGAAAGAAAGCGCUCCACAUGGCCAAAUUGGCCAAGGACGAUAAGGAGAUCGAGAGCCUCAAGGUGGAGAAUAAGAAACUCGCAGAAGAAGUCCAGCUGCUGAAGAAGGGAUUGCCAGCCGCAAAACACGCGGACGUGGCGUUGCAUCUGGCGGAACAGUACCGAGUGGCGCUUGAUGCCUUGCUUCCAGAGGUAGAGAAGAAAGCAGAGACAGAGCCACCAAAGUUGGUCAGGUUGGUGCCCAAGGCUGCCAGGGAAGAGCAAAGCGAGAAGGCACCGAAGGCAGAAAAGAGGCCUGCAGAGACACAGGAGACACAGGAGACAGCGGAGUCCGCCAAGCGAGCGAAGCAAGACAUCCAGCAGGCAGAAAAGAGGCCUGCAGAGACACAGGAGACACAGGAGACAGCGGAGUCCGCCAAGCGAGCGAAGCAAGACAUCCAGCAGGCUGUCGAGACUGUAGACGCUGAGGUAGAAGUGAAAGAGGCGGUUGCCGCGACAAUGCCAGAGGCCGAAGAGAGGCCUGCAGAGACACAGGAGACAGCGGAGCCAGUCAAGCAAGACAUCCAGGAGGCCGAAGAGAGGCCUGCAGAGACACAGGAGACAGCGGAGCAAGUCAAGCAAGACAUCCAGGAGGCCGAAGAGAGGCCUGCAGAGACACAGGAGACAGCGGAGCAAGUCAAGCAAGACAUCCAGGAGGCCGAAGAGAGGCCUGCAGAGACACAGGAGACAGCGGAGCCAGCGAAGCAAGACAUCCAGGAGGCCGAAGAGAGGCCUGCAGAGACACAGGAGACAGCGGAGCCAGUCAAGCAAGACAUCCAGGAGGCUCCUGAGGCUGUCGAGACUGUAGACGCUGAGGUAGAAGUGAAAGAGGCAGUUGCCGCGACAAUGCCGGAGGCUCCUGAGGCUGUCGAGACUGUAGACGCUGAGGUAGAAGUGAAAGAGGCAGUUGCCACGACAAUGCCGGAGGCCGAAGAGAGGCCUGCAGAGACACAGGAGACAGCGGAGCCAGCGAAGCAAGACAUCCAAGAGGCUCCUGAGGCUGUCGAGACUGUAGACGCUGAGGUGGAAGUGAAAGAGGCAGUUGCCGCGACAAUGCCGGAGGCUCUUGAGGCUGUCGAGACUGUAGACGCUGAGGUGGAAGUGAAAGAGGCAGUUGCCGCGACAAUGCCGGAGGCUCCUGAGGCUGUCGAGACUGUAGACGCUGAGGUGGAAGUGAAAGAGGCAGUUGCCGCGACAAUGCCGGAGGCUCCUGAGGCUGUCGAGACUGUAGACGCUGAGGUGGAAGUGAAAGAGGCAGUUGCCGCGACAAUGCCGGAGGCUCCUGAGGCUGUCGAGACUGUAGACGCUGAGGUGGAAGUGAAAGAGGCAGUUGCCGCGACAAUGCCGGAGGCUCCUGAGGCUGUCGAGACUGUAGACGCUGAGGUGGAAGUGAAAGAGGCAGUUGCCGCGACAAUGCCGGAGGCUCCUGAGGCUGUCGAGACUGUAGACGCUGAGGUGGAAGUGAAAGAGGCAGUUGUCGCGACAAUGCCGGAGGCUCCUGAGGCUGUCGAGACUGUAGACGCUGAGGUGGAAGUGAAAGAGGCAGUUGCCGCGACAAUGCCGGAGGUCGAAGCUGCUUCUGCGAAGCCUGAAAGGCGUGAGCAGGUGAAAAGGAAGGCCAUUCCGAUCAACCAAUUGGCCCAGGUCAUGGCCACUGAGCGCGCGGUGAAGAUGAGUCGAGGCUCCGAGACCUCCCCGGUGAUGGCGAAGAAGAUGCCCACGCCGCCGCCCAAGGUCGUUGUGGACCUUGAAGACGAGCAGUGA
Molecule: messenger RNA, 3513 nt
Organism: Cladocopium goreaui
Lineage: Eukaryota; Dinophyceae; Suessiales; Symbiodiniaceae
Source: the annotation of a GenBank genome assembly